AUGCGUUCUUCCUCGCCCGCGGCCGUUUCCGGCCAUGUCCGCCGCUCAGACAGAAAGCGCAGGGAGCCUCCGCCUUUCCCUGCCCAGCAGAUGUUUGUUCUAGCAUGCUGCAGAAUAUGCGAACCAAUCGCCUUCAUGUCCAUUUUCCCCUACAUUUACUACAUGAUUCAGGACUUUCACAUCACCGACGAUCCUAGUAAAAUUUCAGUCUACGCUGGCAUGGUUACCUCUGCCUUUACAUUGGCCGAAUUCGCUACCGGUGUCUUCUGGGGUCGUCUAAGCGAUAGGAUCGGUCGGAAGCCGGUUCUUCUAAGUGGUCUCGCUGGUACUGCUAUCAGCGUUCUUAUUUUCGGCUUUGCUCCCAAUCUUCCAGUUGCACUCUUUGCUCGAGCCCUGGGUGGCCUUCUCAACGGCAACAUUGGUGUGCUUCAGACAACAGUCGCUGAACUCGUGACGGUCAAGGAACAGCAACCUCGGGCUUAUACCAUCAUGCCUAUGGUUUGGUGUAUUGGAUCAAUCGUCGGCCCUAUGAUUGGUGGUGCACUUGCACGACCAUGCAUCAGUUAUCCCGAGCUAUUUGCACGGGGCACGGUCUGGGAUCGUUACCCCUACCUGCUGCCUAAUCUCUUUAGUGCCAUUACCGUCCUCUUUGGUGUAAUCAUUGGUCUACUCUUUCUCGAUGAAACGCACGCCAAGAAGAAGCUCCAGCGCGACUGCUGUCGCGAGAUGGGAGACAAGAUUGCAGCCUUCUUCAGCCGCGUCCGAAGCUGCAAGGGUCGCACCCAAGAGAAGCAGAGCCUCCUUCAUGACUCGGCACCCUCUGGAUACAGCUCUAUCUCGUCCCGGACGCCUUCUCUUCUCGAGGACGACGAACCCCUACCAAGCUACAAAAGUCGGGAGAGCUCCCCCAAGCUCAGCCCAAGCAAGGCUCUGGGAUCGCCUGUUGUCAAUAGAGUUGAGCCGGCGCCGAAGCCAAAGACAAAAACUUUCACGCGACCCGUGAUUAUGAACAUCAUGUCUUAUGGCAUCCUUGCGUUCCACACCAUGACAUUCGACCAGCUCUUCCCGGUAUUCCUCAGCACCUCGCCGCCCGAUCACCCUGUCCAGAAGCUUCCCUUUAAAUUCGUGGAUGGAUUCGGCCUCGACACGAAGACGAUUGGCGUCAUCAUGUCCGUCCAGGGCCUCUACUCGCUCUUCUCCAACUACCUCGUCGUCGCACCCGUCACACGCCGCCUGGGAUCCCUCCGCCUCUUUCGGCUCAUUGCGUUCUCAUACUUCUCCCUAUACCUGGUGACGCCCUACCUCGUGCUGCUGCCCGAGAGCAUGCGAAUGCCGGCCAUCUACCUGCUCGUCAUCUGGAAGUGCACCUUUGCGACCAUGGCGUAUCCCAGCAACGCGAUCCUCCUCGCCAACUCGGCGCCGUCCAAGGAGGUUCUGGGCACGAUCAACGGCAUCGCCGCCUCGACCGCCAGCCUGUGCCGCGCGCUCGGCCCCACGGUUUCUGGAUUCCUGUACGCCCUCGGCCUCCAGACCGGCUACUCUGGUCUCGCUUGGUGGUUCAGCGGUGCCACCACUCUUGUCGGCGCCUACCUCAGCUCUCAAAUCACCGAGGGUGGCUACAAAUCUGCAGUGUCCGAGGAAGAGGAAGAGCCUCUCCUCGACUCAAUGAUGGAUGAGUACGACGAGCAUCAGCGCGUAUAA
Molecule: messenger RNA, 1701 nt
Organism: Akanthomyces muscarius
Lineage: Eukaryota; Fungi; Ascomycota; Sordariomycetes; Hypocreales; Cordycipitaceae
Exons: 6
Coding region: 1-1701 (566 amino acids)
Biological process (GO): transmembrane transport
Molecular function (GO): transmembrane transporter activity
Source: RefSeq, a predicted model, not a curated record